Messenger RNA from Plutella xylostella (diamondback moth), 1427 nucleotides. RefSeq names its product Adenosine kinase 2 (gene Adk2). NCBI's taxonomy places the organism in Eukaryota, Metazoa, Arthropoda, Insecta, Lepidoptera, Plutellidae. The record is from RefSeq and is a predicted model, not a curated record. Gene Ontology annotation, biological process: purine nucleobase metabolic process; purine ribonucleoside salvage. Gene Ontology annotation, cellular component: nucleus; cytosol. Gene Ontology annotation, molecular function: adenosine kinase activity.
GAGCCGGGAGCCGGAUACUUUUUUGACAACUGACAUUUCAUGUUUGCGGUGAACGUGUGUAGCACGUUUCUUUAAUUAUUUUUAAAUCAAAACAUGCAGUAAAUUCUAUUUCUGCAGCUCGGAUAUCUUUACAGUUAUUGUUUUUCUUUAGUUUGCUUCAAAGCCGACGUCAAUACAUUUUUAUCUGCUUUUAACUCUCAAAUAUUACAUAAUGGCUGAGUCUUCCCCAUGCAAAUGUGAACCACACAGUCUGGCGGGUAAGGAGGGCCUUCUCCUCGGAAUCGGGAACCCGCUGCUGGACAUCUCCGCGACGGUGAGCGAGUCGCUGCUGCAGAAGUAUGACUUGAAGCCUGAUGACGCCAUCAUGGCUGAGGCUAAGCACAUGCCGCUAUACAAGGAACUCACUGAGAAAUACAAGGCAGAGUUCAUUGCGGGGGGCAGCGUGCAGAACUCUCUGCGGGUGGCGCAGUGGAUCCUGAAGCAGCCCCGCCUCAGCACAUACUUCGGUUGUGUCGGCAAUGACGACUAUGCCAACAUUCUGCGGGAUAGAGCUGUCGCAGAAGGCGUGAUAGUCCAGUACCAAGUCACGGAGGCGGCCCCGACGGGCACGUGCGCGGUGCUGGUCACAGACACGCACCGCUCGCUCUGCGCCAACCUCGCGGCCGCGGAGAAGUUCACCCCGGAGCAUCUAGCUAGCGAUGACAGUAAGGCCUUGAUACAGAAGGCGCAGGUUGUUUAUACUUCUGGUUUCUUCAUCGCGGUCUCCCCCGAGUCGAUCCUGCAGCUAGCUGCGCACGCGCACGAGCACAAGCUCACGUUCGCCAUGAACCUGAGCGCGCCCUUCGUGUCGCAGUUCUUCAAGGAGCCGCUGGAGAAGCUGCUGCCCUAUGUGGACGUGCUGUUCGGGAAUGAGGCGGAAGCGGAAGCAUUCGCGAAAGCGUUCUCAAUCAAAGAGACGAACAUCACCGCCAUCGCGCAAGAGAUCGCGAAGCUGCCCAAACUCAACGAGGCGCGCCCGCGCGUGGUGGUCAUCACCCAGGGCUGUGACCCCGUCGUGCUGAUCGAGGACCACGCCGUCAAACACAUACCCGUAACUAAACUAGCUAGGGAACAAAUUGUAGACACAAACGGAGCCGGCGACGCUUUCGCCGGAGGCUUUUUAGCACAAAUGCUCCUCGGUAAAGACUAUUCCACGUGCGUCAAAUGCGGCAUUUUCGCCGCCACGCAUAUUAUACAGCAUUCCGGGUGCACCUUCGAUGGAGAGUCGACUUUUAAGGUGGACAGCUAAGGCGAGGUGUUGAUUGAUUGUCGGGGAAUCUUGACUGUGUCGCUUUUUGAUGAUAGGAAUUGGUGUCCGGCUGAUGUGAGAAAUUGAGGCUUAGCUAGUUUGAGUAGUUAAAGUAACUUAGCUAUACACUCAACUAUAC